Daldinia childiae is the source of this 3018-nucleotide messenger RNA. RefSeq names its product Mitochondrial translation optimization protein 1. Bases 1 to 3018 code for a protein of 1005 amino acids. Gene Ontology annotation, cellular component: membrane; cytosol. Gene Ontology annotation, biological process: tRNA wobble uridine modification; phospholipid biosynthetic process; tRNA methylation. Gene Ontology annotation, molecular function: flavin adenine dinucleotide binding; phosphotransferase activity, for other substituted phosphate groups. The transcript is spliced from 7 exons. Lineage: Eukaryota; Fungi; Ascomycota; Sordariomycetes; Xylariales; Hypoxylaceae. The record is from RefSeq and is a predicted model, not a curated record.
AUGACUUCACGGGCUAUAUGCGGUGGCGCUCGCGCCUCUCGCAAGUGUCCGAGUUUGGGAUCGACGAGUCUAGGCGUGAGCUUGCUAUGCGCUGAUCUGACCGCGACGUCCGGGAGACUUGGGGUGACUCCAGCUAUAUGGAGAUCCGAGCGUAGGUCUUUUUCGCAGACUAGCGUGGUUCUCGAGGAGCGAGACAACGCGAAGAGGAAGGACCAAGUUUCCCCCGAAACAUCUUCAAAACCAAACACUGAGGAGCCUAGAGGAAUCCGGAAAGUUAUUCCCAAAGUAAUACCCGCGUUGACGCAGCACGAGAACAUCUACACAGUUCCGAACCUGCUGACGUUUUCGCGUCUUAUCGCCGCGCCUUUCAUCGGCUACGCUAUUGUGCACGAUGCGCAUACUUUAGCUCUGGGCCUUUUUGCUUACGCGGGCUUCUCGGAUCUCUUGGAUGGCUGGAUCGCUCGCAGAUGGAAGCUCCAGACUGUCGUUGGGAGUGUGGUAGAUCCUAUGGCGGAUAAGAUGCUCAUGACGGUGUUGACUGUGUGUCUUGCUUACAAGGGGGCGCUGCCUGCAUGGCUAGCCGUCAUAAUACUCGGGCGUGAUGUCGGCCUGGCCAUCACCGCCAUUUACUACCGGUGGAUAUCUCUCCCACCACCGAAGACCUUCACACGCUACUGGGACUUCUCACUACCGUCGGCCGAGGUUCGUCCUACUACUAUUAGCAAGUACAACACAUUCUUGCAGCUAGGGCUGAUGGGAGCUACAAUGGUGACGCCUAUUUUAACCGCAGAUGUCGGAAUGGCCAUGACGGCGUUUCAGUACUUGGUUGCGACUACAACUGUUUGGAGCGGUCUGAGCUAUGUGUUCAGUAAGGAUGCGGUCAGGAUCUUGUCUGAGAAUAAAGGCAAAUCCAAAGCCUGGAGGCCUCGGGGCUUAAGCCGGCCCAAUAGUGUGAUUCGAAGACCUUUAACCUCAUUAGGUCUUCAUCGGAGUAAUUUCGCCACUGUCGCUCAAGACGCGAGACCAUUUGAUGUUAUAGUAGUUGGUGGGGGUCAUGCGGGAACAGAAGCAUCUGCUGCAGCUGCUCGAAGCGGUGCGCGAACGGCCCUGGUUACACCUAAACUUGACAACCUUGGCGUCUGCUCGUGUAAUCCUAGUUUUGGCGGAAUCGGAAAGGGAACGAUAAUACGUGAGGUUGAUGCGCUGGAUGGAGUUUCUGGACGUAUCAUCGAUAAAGCUGGCGUCCAGUUCAAAAUCUUGAACCGGAAGAAAGGUCCGGCUGUGUGGGGACCGCGAGCUCAGAUUGACCGAGCGCUGUAUAAAAAGCACAUGCGUGAAGAGCUCCAGUCGUAUCCGAAUCUAUCUAUCAUAACGGGAAGUGUAUCGGAUAUUGUUCUAGGCGAAAGCGCAGAGCCUACCAGCGGUUCACCCAAGAAUAAAAUCACCGGCGUACGCCUCGAGUCCGGCGAGGUAUUACCUACCAAUGCCGUUGUUAUUACUACCGGAACUUUCCUAGGUGGAGAAAUACAUAUCGGACUGGACGUCUACCCAUCGGGGCGGAUGGGCGAAAAGGCCACGUUUGGUCUUAGUAAAUCUCUAAGAGAUGCCGGUUUUAAGCUUGGUAGACUAAAGACCGGUACGCCUCCUCGUUUACAUAAAGGAAGUAUCAACUUCGAUAUUUUAGAAGAACAGCGAGGAGACGAUCCACCGGAACCGUUCAGUUACCUCGAUGAUAGGGUAUCGGUGCAAGACCAGCUUCUCUGCUGGGCCACUUAUACAAAUGACAAAUCCCAUGACAUCGCACGCGCUAACUUAGACAAGACGGUUCACAUCCGCGAGACAGUGAGGGGUCCACGGUAUUGUCCAUCGCUGGAGUCUAAGGUCAUCAAAUUCGGCCAUAAAGAGAGACAUAUCGUCUGGCUAGAGCCGGAGGGCUUCAAUAAUGAUACUAUCUACCCAAAUGGUCUGUCAAUGACAAUCCCCGCCGAGGCACAGGAGCAAUUACUACGUACGAUCCGCGGACUUGAAAACGUUCAGAUGACUCAGGCUGGCUACGGUGUCGAGUAUGAUUACGUAGACCCGCGCGGUCUCAGGUCGACCCUCGAAACCAAAGCUAUCUCAGGUCUCUUCCUCGCGGGUCAAAUCAACGGCACUACGGGCUAUGAGGAGGCGGCUGGCCAAGGCGUUAUCGCAGGUAUUAAUGCAGGGCGCACGGCUCAGGGGUUAGAACCGGUCUCAAUUACGCGCGCUGACGGAUACAUCGGCAUCAUGAUUGAUGAUCUGAUCACUAAAGGCGUAUCUGAGCCGUACCGCAUGUUCACAAGCCGCAGCGAGUACCGCAUGAGCACACGCGCCGACAAUGCGGAUCUUCGACUCACAGCCAAGGGCCGCGAAUGGGGCGUCGUAACAGAUACCCGAUGGUCCCGGCACACGGACGAGAAAGCGCAAAUAGACGACCUGACGCGUGCUCUGGAACAAUACGCACUCACCGCGCCAGCAUGGAACGCAGCCGGCUUCGCCAACCGCAACGAUAGCAAAAAGCGCAAUGCGCUAGAUAUCCUAUGCCUUCCAGGUGUUUCGAUUGGAGAUCUUGCAGCACAAGUUCCGGAGAUUCUACGACACGGCGAGAGAGUUCGCACGCGCGUGGAGAUCGAGGCGCGCUAUGCCCCAUACGUCCAUAUACAAGCAGCUGAACGUGCGGCGUUCUUGCGCGACGAGGGCCUUCGGCUACCGGCAGAUUUAGACUACGACUCUGUGGCGGGGUUAAGCACGCAUGAGAGAGCGGCGUUGAACGAAGCAAAGCCCGAGAGCGUCGGUCAGGCUAGGCGGAUUGAGGGUAUGACGCCUGCAGGCUGUGUGCGGCUGCUUGCUUUUGCACAGAAGAGGAAGGAGUUUGCGUAUGCGAGUAGCGGUGUGGUUACGGAUGAGGGUGUGGUGGAGGCGGUAGUAGCGGAUAUGGCGCCACUAGGGGGCGAAGUUGAUACUCUAGAUGCGGAGGCGCGCAGGCGGGAACUGUAA